Messenger RNA from Camponotus floridanus (Florida carpenter ant), 1098 nucleotides. RefSeq lists its product as uncharacterized. The transcript has a single exon. The record is from RefSeq and is a predicted model, not a curated record. The coding region runs from base 1 to 1098 and encodes 365 amino acids. NCBI's taxonomy places the organism in Eukaryota, Metazoa, Arthropoda, Insecta, Hymenoptera, Formicidae.
AUGUACCGCCAAAUUCUCGUUCAUCCAGACGACCGCGAUCAUCAGCGGAUACUUUGGCGGCACCGUGCCGUUGACGACAUCCGCGAAUACCGCUUGCGAACGGUCACGUAUGGCUUGGCGUGCGCGCCAUUCCUCGCCAUACGGACCUUGCACCAGCUCGCCGACGACGAAGGUCACCGAUUUCCGCUAGGAGCUGUCGCGCUGCGCCGCGAUACUUACGUGGACGACGUCGUGACCGGCGCGAGCACCCUCUCGGAGGCCACCGCAGCGCAACGGGAGCUCCGCAGCCUCUGCAUGGCGGGCGGGUUUCCUCUUCGGAAAUGGGCAGCCAACCACCUCAGCAUCCUGGACGGCAUUCCGCACGAGCACCGGCUGACCCACUCACCUCACUCGUGGUCACACGAGAGUCACACAACACUGGGUCUUCACUGGCACCCGGCCAGCGACCACUUCACAUUUUCCCAACCAACACGUCACUUCGACGAACUUACAAAACGGCGUGUCCUGUCCGAAAUCGCACGAAUGUUCGAUCCUCUCGGCUGGAUCACCCCGGUCACAAUGCGGGCCAAGAUCCUAAUCCAGUCCGCCUGGCUCCAGAAGAUCGACUGGGACACUCCACUUCCAUCACCGGACACGCUCGCUUGGAGGAACCUGCUCUCGCAACUUCCGCGCCUCAACGAGAUAAAGGUAUCUCGUUGGCUCGGCAGCGACGGUCCGCACUCACACGUCGAACUAUACGAAUUCGCCGACGCAUCGGAGCGAGGGUACGCCGCCGUGGUGUACCUCUGCUCCUCCACUGGAAGGGGCACCACACUCCACCUGCUGACCGCUAAGGGCAAGAUCGCGCCCGUGAAGCCCGUGUCCUUGCCGAGACUCGAGCUAUGCGCGGCCGCCCUCUUGACGAACCUCGUCGUUCACACGCGCACUCUGCUAAGUUUGUCCUCAGCUCCAGUCUUCCUUUGGUCGGACUCCAGGGUCACUCUUCACUGGAUCCACGGACACGCCUCCCGCUGGAAGACCUACGUGGCCAACAGAGUGUCAUUGAUCCAGGAGCGGCUGCCCGAGGCACGAUGUGCCGGGCAAGGACAACCCAGCUGA